AUGCGUCACACCUUUUCAAUACUUGCCGUUCUGGCCAGCACUGCUUUCGCAGGCGAUAUCCAAGCCCGAGAUGCGUGCUCUGAUGCGUGCGCAAACGCGUACAACACAUGCCGUUCCCAGCCUGACGCGAACCGCGCCUCGUGCGCUGCCAACUACGCCACUUGCCUCGGGUACAACCCGUUCGAUAAUUCGGGCUCGCUCGUCACACCCACCGGCUGUGUGAUCACCACGGCGACUCCGGCUCCCCCGGCCCCCACCAGCGCCUGCGUGACCGCUUGCAACAAUGCGUACGAUACUUGCCGUUCCCAGCCUGACGCGAACCGCGCCGGGUGCGCCGCCGAUUACGCCGGUUGCCUCGGGUACAAUCCCUUUGAUUCAGGAUCUUUGGUUGCACCCACUGCUUGCGUUGGUAGCCCGAUCGUGUCCACGGCCGCAUCAAAUGGGACUCGCUCAAUGACCAUGACGACCCAGGUGGUCAUGUCCUACACCACCUACUGCCCGAGCCCCACAUCCUUGGUUGUCAACAGCAAGACCUACACAGUCACUCAGCCCACCACUCUGACCAUCACCAAUUGCCCUUGCACUAUCACCACCAGUGUGCCUGUCUCGACACCUGCCGUGGUGAUCCCACCUGCCGCCACUACGAAGCCAGUACAAGUUGCCGGGGCUGGAAAUAUGAAGCCGGCUAUGGCGCUGCUUGCAGGCGUGGGAGCAGUAGCGUUUCUCUAA
This is a messenger RNA of Diaporthe amygdali, 729 nucleotides long. RefSeq lists its product as uncharacterized. Gene Ontology annotation, cellular component: fungal-type cell wall. The record is from RefSeq and is a predicted model, not a curated record. NCBI's taxonomy places the organism in Eukaryota, Fungi, Ascomycota, Sordariomycetes, Diaporthales, Diaporthaceae. The transcript has a single exon. Gene Ontology annotation, biological process: fungal-type cell wall organization. The coding region runs from base 1 to 729 and encodes 242 amino acids. Gene Ontology annotation, molecular function: structural constituent of cell wall.